Messenger RNA from Cotesia congregata, 663 nucleotides. Lineage: Eukaryota; Metazoa; Arthropoda; Insecta; Hymenoptera; Braconidae. The record is from the annotation of a GenBank genome assembly.
AUGUCUAGAUUGAGCAGUAGUGAGUUCCAUGAAAUUAACUAUCAGAAAAUUGAGGCAUUGUUACGGAAUAAUGGUUAUCCAAAGUCGUUAAUUCUUGCGUCGGUAAAUAAAUUUAAGGAAAAGACUGUGAACCAAAGAGUCGUUGGUGAGAGGAGGUCGAAUUUUAUUAAAUAUUGCCGGUUUCCUUUCAUUCCGGGGUUGUCACACAAGAUCAAUAAUUGUUUCAUAGGCACGAAUGUCAGGUUAGCUUAUUAUAAUGUCACUAAGAUUAAGUUCUUAUAUUCUAAGCUGAAAGAUCCAGUACUCCAGGAUCAGAGAGCAGGUGUCGUGUACAAAAUUCCAUGCUCGUGUGAGCUAUGUUACAUUGGACAAACCAAACAAUAUUCGAAAAAUAGAAUUCAGCAACAUGAAAACAGUUGUCCGGAUGUAAAGAUCUUGGAUAACAAUAAAACGGCGUUGGCUUUGCAUUAUUUCGACUCGGGUCAUAGGUUUAAGUUUGAUGAGGUUAAAAUCUUGGACUUAGAAAACAACUGGCACAAAAGGUCUGUGAGUGAGAUGGUGUGGAUUAAGCUUAAUGAUACGGUCAACAAGCGUACGGAUACCCAAAACCUGAGUGCAAUAUAUAAUGAAAUUUUAUCGACAUAUAAAAAUUAUAUUUCCUGA